AUGUCUUCAGACCUUAAGCCGAACAAUGUCGUUGUUGAUCACGAUGUGGAUGACAAGGGUUUUGUGCAGAUCUCCGGAGUUAAGAUCGCUGAUGAGGACAACAUUGUAUUCUUGGACGGCAAGAGAGACUUCAACCCAAAAGGCAGCGCGAGACCAUUGUUGAUUGGGAAUGAAUUCUGGCGCAGCCCGGAGCAGCAAGUCGGCUUUGGUAUUGGCCAAGCUACCGAUGUAUGGUCUUUUGGUGUUGUGUGUAUCUAUGUGGUCUUCCGACUUAUGAUAUUUGGAAUCUACCCCGAGCAUCGUACCCCAGAUGUCGAUCUUCGAUGGCAAGUGCUAGAGCGUAUGUUCAGGUACUUUGGACCCUCACCUCCGGCCUUUUUCGACCACAUUGGCCUUGACUCAUUGGACAAAGUGGAACAGGAGGUUCUGCUGCGUCUGAACCACUUUGAACAGCACAAUAAACGGGAACCAUUCUGGGACUGGGCAACUACGGGAGAUCCUUCGAUGGAUGAAGAAACAUUCAGCUUCUUGCGUAAGAUGCUUAGCCUGGAUCCAGGAAGAAGGGCAACGAUGGACCAAGUGUUGGAUGAUCCGUGGUGGAACAACUAUGGUCGCUGA
Messenger RNA from Endocarpon pusillum Z07020, 618 nucleotides. RefSeq lists its product as uncharacterized. The record is from RefSeq and is a predicted model, not a curated record. Gene Ontology annotation, cellular component: nucleus; cytoplasm. Lineage: Eukaryota; Fungi; Ascomycota; Eurotiomycetes; Verrucariales; Verrucariaceae. Gene Ontology annotation, molecular function: ATP binding; MAP kinase activity. Bases 1 to 618 code for a protein of 205 amino acids. Gene Ontology annotation, biological process: intracellular signal transduction; protein phosphorylation. The transcript is spliced from 2 exons.